Messenger RNA from Ostrea edulis (European flat oyster), 1369 nucleotides. RefSeq names its product acetylcholine receptor subunit beta-like. The record is from RefSeq and is a predicted model, not a curated record. Gene Ontology annotation, molecular function: neurotransmitter receptor activity; extracellular ligand-gated monoatomic ion channel activity; transmembrane signaling receptor activity. The transcript has a single exon. NCBI's taxonomy places the organism in Eukaryota, Metazoa, Mollusca, Bivalvia, Ostreida, Ostreidae. Gene Ontology annotation, biological process: signal transduction; nervous system process; chemical synaptic transmission. Gene Ontology annotation, cellular component: neuron projection; membrane; synapse. Bases 178 to 1047 code for a protein of 289 amino acids.
CGUCCUUGGUGAAUGAACGAGUUUACGGGUUAAACGAAAAUGGGUAUCACCUAAACAGCGGGAUAACAUCGUAGGAUCCAAUGGAAAUCGAUUUUCAAAAAAGAUUUUCUUAAUUUUUAGGGUGACAUUUGGAAGCCAGACCUGGUGUUAAAGAAUGGUUUCACGCGGUUUAAGGAGAUGGGCGGAGCUUUCUACAACAUUAUGGUCAAUAAUGGUGGCAUGGUGACGUGGAAGCCAUAUGAAGUGUUUGAGACGCGAUGUUCCAUUGACAUUACGAAGUUUCCCUAUGACAGACAAUCGUGUGAUAUUACUUUUAUCGUUUGGAGCUACGGGAUUGCUGAGGUCAAUAUCAAUACGUCUAUGGGUGGAAUCGAUUUUUACGAAUUCGAAGAGAAUAGUGUGUGGACGGUAGUUUCUACUAAAUCAAAACUAGGUAUAAUUGGAUCUGAAUCAGAGAUAACAUUCUCUUUGGAGUUCCAACGAAAACCUCAGUAUUACGUGAUGAACAUGAUCAUCCCUAUCAUCUGCAUGGGAUUUAUGGGUUUAUUAGUUUUCCUCAUCCCCGUUGAUGCAGGAGAGAAAAUGUCCUACUCUAUCACCGUAUUUUUAGCGUUUGCAGUGUUCCUGACCAUGAUCAGCGGUGAGUUACCAGUCAAUUCUGAGAGUAUAUCUAUGCUAAGCUUCUAUCUCAUUCUUCAGAUGCUGACUGGGGCCCUCGUUCUUGUCAUCUCGGCAAUACAACUUCGAUUGCAUCACAGAAAAGGAACCGCUGGCAUUCCGAGGUUUUACUUGAGAAUAGUGUUUUUAGCACAAUAUCUGAGAUGCAAAAAACCCUGUUGCUCGUCAAGAAAAAAGAAUGAGGUGGUCAAUGUUGGAACUAUAGAAGUUUGUCAUAACAAAGAAGAUGAAAAAACAAAAGACUUGUCAGGGGAAUCAGAUCUUGAAUGGAGUGAUGUGACAUCUGCUAUCGAUUUCGUUUGUUUCUGGGUAUUUUUUAUUGCCAAUAUUAGUGUGACUGUCUUUCUUUUUGCAUACAUUGCUGCGUAGAUUUUCUCUACACGAUGUCAUAGCAUUGUGUGUGUGGGAGGGGGUAUGGGCCUACAUUUCUUUUUAAAGAAACAAUGUCAAUUUUUCGAAACGAUAUUUAUCUAAUUUUGACGAAAUGUAUAUGUAUUUGAUCCUUCCACUAUUUUUCCAAAGCUCUAGAUAUUCGUUAUCUUGUGUGUGUGUGGUUUUUUUUUUUUUUUUUUGUGUUUUUUUUUUGUGUGUGUUUUUUUUUUUUUUUUUUUUUUUUUUUUUUUGGUUGUUGUUGUAAAUAUGAAAUGUACGCUGUUACCAUACGUCAUACAGAUUACAUAUUCAUAAUCAU